ACGGCUCUAUAAAAGCCUGACUGGUGCUUAAAAAAAAAAACAUGACAGACUUGAUUUAUUCUUUAAGAGGAGAAAAUUUUUCAAAUAUCAACAAAUAGUAUUCCUGCCAUGAUCCCAAAAGUAUUUGAUACACAUCAUACGGACACAACCUUAUGAUUGCUUCUAGGUGAUUAGCUGAUCUCAACACGUUUAAUGGUCUAACUGAAAACGAAGUCGCGACACGUCAACCUCCAAAGAGAUGGAUGAUUUUCAUAAAUUUGCACUAUUUUUGGUCUCUUCAUUAUGUACAGGUCCUUUACAAUCAGCGACUGGAUCAUCCCAACGUUAUAGAAGAUCCAAAAACAUCUCAAAAACAGAAGAAUUGUCAAACAAUUUUACCUUGAUGUUAAACAAAACAGAUAUUCAACAUGAUGACUCUCUGCAAAAUGUUGUCGAUUUGUUGCAAGAUACUCUUGCCUGGUACAAAGAGAUAUCGUUCACAGAAGUUCAGCAUAAAAUAAUAACAGAACAGAAACGGAAAAAGUUGAUCUACGCAACGGCAAACGCCUUUCAGACCUUUGCUCUCAGAUAUGGCCGACACCAUCUGAACGAAUCAAAGCCAUGGAUAAGGAAGAGUUACGAUAAAAUCCGCG
This is a messenger RNA of Stylophora pistillata, 632 nucleotides long. RefSeq names its product adhesion G protein-coupled receptor D1. NCBI's taxonomy places the organism in Eukaryota, Metazoa, Cnidaria, Anthozoa, Scleractinia, Pocilloporidae. Gene Ontology annotation, cellular component: plasma membrane. The record is from RefSeq and is a predicted model, not a curated record. Gene Ontology annotation, molecular function: G protein-coupled receptor activity. Gene Ontology annotation, biological process: G protein-coupled receptor signaling pathway; cell surface receptor signaling pathway.